Molecule: messenger RNA, 1922 nt
Organism: Malus domestica (apple)
Lineage: Eukaryota; Viridiplantae; Streptophyta; Magnoliopsida; Rosales; Rosaceae
Source: RefSeq, a predicted model, not a curated record
ACAACUCGCCUGUGUGGCUUCAGUUGUUCAGUUCCAACGUAUAAAAAUCCAAAUUUCGAAAACUAAAUUUUUUUCUUCUCGAUUUCUCGGGUUUCCGAUUCGGAUUCAAAAUCCGAAAGUCUAUGAGUUGAGUGACCCGAUCCGGGAAUUCGGACAUGGAGCGGGUCAUCGGCGGCAAGUACAAGCUCGGCCGCAAGAUCGGCAGCGGAUCGUUCGGCGAAAUCUUCCUAGCUACUCACACCGAGACGUUCGAGAUCGUCGCCGUUAAGAUUGAGAACAGCCAAACGAAGCAUCCACAGCUGCUUUACGAGGCGAAAUUAUAUAAAAUCCUUCAAGGAGGAAGCGGUAUUCCGAACAUAAAAUGGUCGGGAAUCAACGGCGAGGACAAUGUGCUGGUUCUCGAUUUGCUGGGACCGAGUCUUGAGGAUUUGUUUGUGUAUUGUGGGAGAAAGUUUUCGCUCAAGACCGUCUUAAUGCUUGCUGAUCAAAUGUUUGCAUUCUUCAUGUCACUGAAUGAUACAAUGUUUAUGUGCGCUCGUAUCAAGAUUACGAGGAUAGAGUUUGUGCACUCGAAAGGUUUUCUGCACAGAGAUAUAAAACCUGAUAAUUUCCUCAUGGGUCUUGGUCGAAAAGCAAAUCAGGUUUACAUAAUUGAUUUUGGUCUUGCGAAAAGAUAUCGAGAAGCGACAACCAAUCGUCACAUCCCAUACAGGGAGAAUAAGAACUUAACAGGAACCGCACGUUAUGCAAGCUGCAAUACUCAUCUUGGAAUUGAGCAGAGUCGGCGGGAUGAUUUGGAGUCUCUUGGAUAUGUUCUUCUGUAUUUUCUCAGAGGGAGCCUUCCGUGGCAGGGUUUAAAAGCUGCCACAAAAAAGCAAAAAUAUGAUAAAAUUUGUGAGAAGAAGUUAUCAACCCCUAUUGAGGUUCUAUGCAAAUCUCACCCGGUGGAGUUCGCGUCAUAUUUCCAUUACUGCCAUUCACUGACAUUUGAUCAGCGACCUGAUUAUGGUUUCUUGAAACGCCUAUUCCGUGAUUUGUUUUCUCGUGAAGGGUAUGAAUUUGAUUACGUAUUUGAUUGGACCAUCAUUAAGUACCAGCAAACACAAAAGAAUGAUUCUCCGGUUCCUGGAGGAAGCAACAGUCAUGCAAUGCCAGUGCGUGUAGAUAAUCAUCAAGUGGCAGGAGGUGCUAGUGCUCCAUAUCCAGCUGAGGUCACAGAUCGAAUUAGAUCAAGCAAUCCCACUGGUUCUGGUGUCCGCAUGCAAUUUAAAUCUCCAACAACGGGCAGGAAUUUAAGUUAUGACAACCCUCUUGAAAAGAAUAUUGCGAAUGAAGCAAACCCUCCUCCGUCUACUUCAUUUUCCGGCACCUCAAGAAGGAACCACACAAAACGUCUUUUGCCCGCUGAAGCUACAAACACUGGUCAUGGACAUGGCAAUAAAGUAGGUCCUUCGAGUAGCUGGAUUCAAUCACUGCAGCGCAUCUCUUCAGCCAAAUGACCUUUAUGCAACAGGUUUGCUCUAUAACAUUCGAGCACAUCUUUGAAGCUGCAGAUGGACGGUGAUUUAAUUGUCAAAUAUGCAAUGUGUCUAUUCAGGAAGAUAUUACGGACGCAUCUUCGUAGACAUUGAGUUAGUUCCUUGGUUUGUGCUAGUUUUUUCCAUAAGGCGACUAAAAAUGCGUUGGUUACAAGAUACAGAAAACCCAAAGCUUGGAUUCUGUGCUGUACAUAGUUCUCAUAAGUGACACAGCCGUGUCUUGUAUUUAAGUUUUUAUCGUAACACAAAUGAUGUGUGAUGCUAUUUUUUUUCAUUGUUGUUAUAUAAUACGUAGUCUCCAUGCCAUUUGAUGUUUAUUUACAGUGUUUCUUUAUUUUAAGAUUCCUAAAAUUCGUCUGCAAUAAAUUUGCUUUUCGAAUGAAG